Molecule: messenger RNA, 1005 nt
Organism: Caenorhabditis remanei
Lineage: Eukaryota; Metazoa; Nematoda; Chromadorea; Rhabditida; Rhabditidae
Exons: 5
Coding region: 1-1005 (334 amino acids)
Source: RefSeq, a predicted model, not a curated record
AUGAAUAAUAUUAUCAAGUAUGGUUCAAUUUCUGCAAUUCCGUUGUACAACUGCAGUGCUCAUACACCCGAAGAAUGGUCAGAAAGAGAUGGAGUAGAACGUCCGAUAGUGGGGUGUUUGGACAUGGCGUACGGAAUAUUCAUUAAUAUAAUGUAUAUUCCAAUUCUCACUGUAAUGUUCGAGAAAGACAACUUCAAAAUGUCAUGUUUCAAAAUUAUGACAUUUUUGGGAAUCGUCGACAUGCUCGCUCUUUGGGUCAAUUCCAUCAUAACAGGAUUCUUGGCAUUUCAUGGAGCAGUAUACUGUAGCUAUCCAAAUCUGAUCUAUAUUUCUGGAAUGGCUGGUUUGAGUCUCUGGUGUUGCUCGUGUAUUAUUGCAAUGAGUCUGGUUAUCAAUCGACUUCUGGAUCUAACAAAACCAAGAAUAUGUGCAAUGUUUUUCGAGGGAAAGAAAACGUUUCUCGUGAUGACUCUUCCCAUUAUUUACGGUCUUUAUUUUCUGUUUUUCACAGCUCCAGUGAUGUUUUCUUCGAAGUUUAUGACUUGGUUCUUCGAUCCAUUAAUCUUCCCGGACCGUGGAUUCGAGUACGCCAACAUCCCACACGGCUUCAACAACCUUCUGGUCGUCGGUGUCACCUGUCUUCUGUAUACUUCAUUGUGCUGUGUUUUAGGAGAGAAAUUCAAUAUGAUUGAGGAUACAACUCAUUCGAAAACUAAAAACUUGAGUCUCCAAAUCUUCUUCCAAUCCGCCCUCAUCUGUGCAAUCAAUCAAAUUGCUUCCGUGAUAUACGUCAUUAUGAAUUUCUUUGAAGUGCCUCUCUGGCUCAUUAUGCUUGGUCACGUUCUUUGGCAAUUCGGACACGGUGCCCCUGUUUUGAUCUACUUGGCUCUCAACAGAACCUUAAGAAAUGGACUUCUUAGAAGACUCGGAUUCCGGAAAAUCAGAAUCGCAAGCUAUAAUCGAGAUCAUGGAAGUGUGAACAUUACCAAGACUGGCUCUCAUUAA